Molecule: messenger RNA, 1226 nt
Organism: Lathyrus oleraceus (garden pea)
Lineage: Eukaryota; Viridiplantae; Streptophyta; Magnoliopsida; Fabales; Fabaceae
Exons: 3
Coding region: 193-732 (179 amino acids)
Source: RefSeq, a predicted model, not a curated record
AACGAAAAAGAAACAUAUUUAACCUUACCUCACUUAUCUUUUACCCUAUUUUAAUCCGUACACCGAAAUCCAAUCCACAGUUUUCGCCCCCUUUUCUUCAUCCAUCUUAAAUACCCUCUCCUCUCUCCAAUCUCUCUCAUCAUUUUCUCUCCCACACCCACCCACCCAAACAAACCGUCGUCAUCAAUCAAAAUGGCCGGUUUCAUCUCAAAAUCCAAAACCCUCAUCCCCUCCAAACUCCCCAAUCCAUCCAAUUUCAUGGCGUCGUCACUCCGCUACCGCUCAUCACGCGCCGCCACCAAACCCCAGUUAUUGGAAAUCGACACAUCGUCCACAUCAUUAUCAUCGGAGGGUGAACACGAGAUGACACUGAAGCUGUUUGAUGAUUUGAUCCACCGAAUUCUGGUGAAAAAAGCUACGCCAGAUUGGUUGCCUUUUGUUCCUGGAUCUUCUUUUUGGGUCCCACCACGACCUACUCCGUCUAAUGUUGUUCAUUUGGUUCAUAAGCUUACUGAUGCGGAAAAGCAACAACCUUUUGUUAACGAUGAGUCGCUUUCGCUUUCUUCUCUUCGUGGUUGGCCUUCCUCCAAUUACUUCAUUAAAGGGAAUGUUCAUGGUGGGGAUAGUGGUGUGGAGUUGAAUAUCCCAGAAGGGAUGGAGGGACCAGUAAAAGUGAAGGUUAUGACGCUUCCAGAACAUUUAGCUCAUUCCGAAGACGAGGAUGAACCAUAACUUAGUUCAGCCAGUUGCUCUGGGCUUGAAUUCAUGACCUCCAUUUCCUUUAACUCUUAACUCAAAUAGUUCAAACCAGCUGAGCUAACCCUCCCAUCCCAUGCUAAACACUAAUUGUGUAGGAUUUUCAUGGUGCAGCCUAAGCUCAACUAGAAGUCCAAAACAAAGCGAGGAAACAUAAAACCACGCGGUUUGGAUUUUGAGAAGGGUAAUGCAAGCAAAUGGAGAUUUCCGCAGAUGUAGCACUGGUGAUGGUUCUGGAAUUAACCUUCUCACACUACAUGGUCUCAACUUUGAUCUGUCUGAUCAGUAUAUGUUGAUUAUUUAAAAUGUUGUUACUGUUGAAUCCUUGUAGAGUGUAAUGUAUGUAUUUAUUGAACUAAUAAAGUUAAAACUUCUUGGAGCAUUCCUUGGAACUAGCAGGCUCAGGCUCAGUUCAAUGCAUAUACUAUGUUGUACAUAUAUAUAUUAAUAAACAUUUCCUUUGAUUAUUA